AUUCCAUCUGAGAYAAGUUCCCUGCGGAAGGUURACGUAACUAUUUCGUGAUAGAAACCAAUUUAAACUCCURACGCCAAUCAAAAUGAAAACYCUGAUGAAGCCAUUGCCGCGAUUAGGACUCGGAAUGGCUGCCCUGGGCAGACCGGGAUACAUCAAUCUGGAUCGAGAUUCGGUAUUCGGCGCAUCCGAUUCCCGAUCUAUCGAAGACAUGCAGAACCAAGCCAAUAUCGUUUUGGAUUGCAUGUUCGAGCAGAGCAGAAGCAAACAAAAUCAGCCGUGGGUUGACUGUGCGAGAUCCUAUGGAUUGAGCGAGAAAUUUGUAGGGGAAUAUCUUCGAAAAAAAAACAUACAGCCCGGCGACRUGUACGUCAGUAGCAAAUGGGGUUACUGUGAGUGCAAAUUUAUGUAGAGUAGACACGAUGAGUGGUGUAGACUUCUCUCGAAUCUUUCAAUUUUUUAUCGUAAUUGAUUUUGGAACGCUGCUAUCCUAACGAGUCAUGAUGGAUUUGCAUGGUUUAAUUGAUUCAUUGGAUUUCGUUUCUACUUCUGGUACUCGAUCAAAUUCCCACAGCGUAUGUUGCGAAYUGGAAAGUUAAGCUUGAAGCUGGAAAGCCACACGAAGUCAAAGAUCAUUCGGUAGAGGUAGGUUGUGUUGCAGUCUUUUAUCUCUCUGAUAGAGUGAUUGYAAAACGACAACGCCGCAUUCUCACAUUUUCAGAUGUCCCCUUCACUGUCAAAAUGAACGAAUCUAUCUAUCUCCCUUGCAUGUCGUACCAAAAACAAACGCUGUGAAUACUUAGAAUUUUUUGAAGCAAUUUGACGAAUCUAUGAACAUUCUCGGGGAUUACAUGAACUUGUAUCAAAUCCAUUCGGCAACCUUUGAAUCUGGAGUCCUGGAGAACGAGGACGUCCACAAAGCCUUGAACAAAGCCAAGCAAGAAAACGGAAUUKCUAUUGGCUUAUCGGUAUCGUCUCCAAAACAAGACGAAGUUAUCCAAAAAGCWAUGGACAUUUCAGUCGACGGUGAGAAACUCUUUGACUCGGUACAGUGCACUUACAACGUCCUCGAACAGCGUCCGGCCCCGUGCCUCAUGAAAGCGCACGAAGCAGGAAUGGAUAUUAUCAUCAAAGAAGGCAUGGCAAACGGCCGAGUUUUGCGAAACCCGGUCAUUCAGGAAUAUUCGAAGAAACUCUCUUGCUCUCCCGAUCAACUGGCUCUGGCAUGUAUUUUGGCGCAACCAUUUCAACCCCGGGUUCUCUCYGGAGCUGUCACCCCCGAGCAACUGGAGUCGAACUUGGAAGCGGAAACUAUCGCAGAACGGUUACGGCAAGAUUCGGUUSUCUUGGCAGAAAUAAUGGAAAAAGCACGGAUGGACAGUGAGGAAUACUGGUCGGAUCGGUCCGCUCUGGCUUGGAAUUGAGUGCCAUGACCAAGCUACGAAAGAAUCAACACGUUAUGAGAAC
Pseudo-nitzschia multistriata is the source of this 1467-nucleotide messenger RNA. Lineage: Eukaryota; Bacillariophyta; Bacillariophyceae; Bacillariales; Bacillariaceae. The record is from the annotation of a GenBank genome assembly.